AGCGAGGCGAGGCGGCAGCGCGCUUGCGAGGAAAGCAGCAGCAGCAGCAGCAGCCCUCGCUGGAAGCCCAGAAGCGCCGCGCUCCACCGCCACGACGCCCGGCUAGAGGGGCGCGCCCAGGCCCGCCUCGUCCAGCACGCCGCUGCCGUCGCUCGCUCGCUCGCCUGCCCGGCCGUGCGUGGCGGCCUCUCGCUCCUGCUUGCCGACUCGCCUCCAGCCCGCGGAAAUGGCGGAGUAUAGCAGCCUGCUGGAAGAACUGGCAGAGAACAUCACCAACGAAGACCUGGACCAGCUGAAGUCGGCCUGCAAGGAGGACAUCCCCAGUGAGAAGCAUGAGGAGAUCACCACCAGCAAGGACUGGUUCAGCUUCCUUGAGAAGCACAAGAAACUGGACAAAGACAAUCUGUCCUACAUCGAACACAUCUUUGAGAUCUCUCGCCGCCCUGACUUGCUCACCAUGGUGGUGGAAUAUCGCACCCAAGUGCUGAAGAUCUCCGAGGAGGAUGAAGUCGACACCAAGCUAACCCGCAUCCCCAGUGCCAAGAAAUACAAAGACAUAAUCCGGCAGCCUUCUGAAGAAGAGAUCAUCAAAUUGGCUCCGCCACCCAAGAAAGCUUAAAAGUGAGGUGGGCGGGGGGAGAGGAUGGAAGAGCGCCAAGGACCACCACCCUCUGCCACCCUGUGAUCCAGCCGCCGGCCCUCCACUCCUCCUCCGACAUCCAUCCCUUUCUCCGUACUGACCCGCGUCCGGUUGGGUGGGGCAAAGCCUUGGCCACUAACAUCUUAACCCCGGCCCCCCCCACCACUCCCCGUGUUUCCCCCACCUUGUUGCAGACUGGUACUGGUGAGCCCUUUGCGGGGGGAGCGCUUCUGAGAGCCGAUCAGGACGGGUGGGACGCCUGCGAGGAAGCUGCAGGACUUGUUGCUAUGCAAGCGUCGAUCUCAACUCCCCACCUGUUGCUCCCACCCACCCCGAAAGGAAGGGGCUGGCCCUCCCCCACCCACCCACCCACCCCCCAGUUGAACAUCCCAGAAUCAAGAGCUUUUGAGCUGUGAAACCGGAGGGGAGGAGGGGGAGCGGAAGUUGGAAAGCUGGGAGAUGAGAGCAGGGUGAGGGGUGCAAGAUGCCACUGGGACUCCCAAGGGCUGAAAGGGAGCCCUUUCAAGAUGCCACUGGGACUCCCAAGAGAGCCGGCAGUGGGGACUCCCCAGCCCAAUUCGCAGCGGAGAAAGAUAUUGGGGCAGUUGUGCCACUAAGGGCAAACUCCGGCUUCCCGCCCAUUGCAGAGACCUUUGAUUCCACAUCAAGGGGCUCACAGGGGCAGGUGAACUCAGCCGUUCUCGGCUCAGACUCCAGGGCGGAUUCAUCCACGAGCAGCUCUCCUAGGAUCAGCGAGGCUGCGGUGGGGAAGGAGGUACCCCAGGCCCAGGCGAUAAAGCCCACAUGCUUUUGCUGAAAAGCUCAGAGCCUGGGGAGAUGCGAUGGAGUGCAGCUGGAAGGAGGGGGCUGCUGGAAAUGGGGACAGGAGUGAGAGUCAGGAUUCGGUCAUUAUGACCCCCUUGCACACUUGCCUCUGCAAGGUUCCUGCUUCCACUCCCUUGUGGUGGGGAUGAUGGGAAUUGUAGGUCAGCAUCUCGGGACCCACGUUUGAGAGCCGGUUGUCCUAGCUGGUUCUGUACCUGCCCAAGAGACCUUCGCUGCCCUUUUCCUUGCCUCCACCAGCAGGCAGGGAUUUGCCAGGUUCUUAAAUAAGACUUGGAAUGGGGUCUCCUCAUCCCAGCUCCUUGGAAUGAGGGGUGUUAAAGCCCCAGAUUUGUCCACUUGCCAUAUCGGAGUUCACAUCUCUCUUCAGCUCCUGCAAGGAGUGCCCUCUUUUUAAAAUAAAAAAAGCACCCCAGCCAACAUUUUAGUGAAAGCCAGCCAGUGUUAAAAGCGCUGAUGCUGUAAAUGGCACUUUUCCCAAAAAGACUGGGCAGUGACGACAGAGCCCCAGGGAGGACCUUCCCCCCCACACGUAUUAUCUGAGAGCUGCUAGAUGAGCUUGGAUCAAGGAUGUUGAAACAAGAAGAGAGUAACCAGGGAUGGAGAGGUUCAGGUAUGAUGAAAAUCCGGGCCAACGUACCAUAUUUACUUGAAUAGAAGAGGAUUCUGAAUUUAAGACGACCCCCUUAAAAAUACAGGUUAGAUUUGUAGUGAGCCAAAAGGAAGAGGAAAAGAACUGGGGGCGGGGGGGAGACCCUAGUCUUGGAUUCAGGUAAAUACGGUAGCUUCAAGAUGAGAUGGAACAAAAGCUCAUGAUAAUGGAUGUUUGGCUUGGGGUUGGGUGGGUCUCCUCCUUCCUGCUCCACUUGUGGCUGUGUCCCUUGACACCUGGGUGGAAAAGCAGAGUUGGGGGCGGGGUGCCCGAGUCCCACCCGGCAACCAGCCUGCCUACCCACCCACUGUCAACUUUGUGCCUUUCCUGGGUGUUGGUCGUACCGUUGUCGCCUCUCCUGUGACUUGCUCCGUCCGUGCCUCCUCCUCCGUUCACGUCCGACCCAGAGCCUCCCCCUCUGCCGACUCAUGCUCCGGGGGGGGCGGGGGGCGGGGGGCGGUCGGCCCUGCCAUGAGCAGGGAAAGGCCCUGCUGGAAAGGGGGCCUUCCCCAGACGGGCAGCAGAGAGCACACCGUGCGCACAACCCCGGCCCAUGUGCUCCGUGGGCCUUUGCGUUCUCUCUCCAGCUACCGCCCGGGAGUGGUGACCUUGUCCGUAGCUGCUCCUAAGAUGGCUUUGAUACGGCCGCAUCGUCAUUCGGUUGCUCGGCUUUGCGGUUUGGGCAGGGGGGAGAGGAGCAGCAGUCGCCCUGUGCUGAUCAGCAACCAGUCCUCCAUGAGCCUCCUGUGAAAUGGCCUCUUCCCGCACCCACAGAUGCAGAAACUGAGCCCCUGCUGGAUUCCAGCCACAGACACUUUGGAGGGACCUGGUAGCUGGGGACCAAGGAUGACCAGCGCGCCCCCCCCCCCCCGCCCGGGAUACCCCACCUAGAUCGAAAGAUGCUUCACACGUUACGCUCUCAGCCUGCACGUUGCCCGUACAUGCUAGGAACGUAACAGCGCACAGUCACAAAGACCCGCCUUUCAAGGCAGCGGGAGCCACCGCAGGCCCCCCCCCGCAAGCUGUCCAGGCUUCCCUGCAGCAUUGACACACGUUAUGAAACCUGCGUUUCCCCGACAUCAGGUGGGAUGCAGCUUGUCAGCUGCUGACGCCUCUGACCGACAGGCAUCCCGAGGGGCUAACCCAGGUGGGGGGUGAGUUCUACCCUCCCCCCUUCACCAGUUGAGUUCCUCGAAGGGAGCUAGUGGUGUUGGAGACGGGCCGAGGUCUCAACUGCCCGAACUAGCUGACCACAAAAUUCGGUGGGGGCCGGGGCAGAGGAAGGUGGCACGGGCUUCCUAGGAGAAGCGAUUGGGGCUGAGCCGUGUCGGAGCACGCUAUACAAUGUCAACUAGCUGGGGAGAGAGAAAGGGGGGGAAUGGAGGGUUUUUUAUAUCAAAUAUACCAUGGAACUUGUUUCUGUUUGCAGCAGACUGCAAAGGACUCUCUUGUUUUAAUAUAUAUAUUAUUUAAUUCUUGCUGAACUCUGCGCUGUGCAUCUUGGCUAGCUCGCCAAGCCUCCCACCUUCUUGAGACAACCCCCCCUCCCCUCCUCCUGCCUUAAAAACGAUGCGACAUUCCCCUCGCGCGUGUUGUGUGUGGUUUUUGUGCGUUACAUAUCAACAGCUGGACUAGGUCUGCGUUUCUAACAAGGCGUCUCCUGCCCCCCCAUCCCUCCCCCCCAUCCCCCCGCCCCACCAACCUGGCCUGUGCAAACAGCUUGGCCCACCCCCUUGCCUUGUGUCGAUCGAGUUGCCCUGGGUCAGAUCCUCAGUGGGGAAUUGCGGCCCCGGCUGAGAUCGGGCCAACUGGCUUGGCAGUGUGGAUGCUGCAUUGCCCUGCUUGCCACGACCAGGUUGGGGACCACAUGGACAUCACACCUGGCUGCAAACGGACACAGCCUGCGUCCGUGUGCCAUGACUGUUCCAGAGUCCCGAGAGCUGGCAGAAACCGCUUCCGAGAGAGGCCCCACCAGACCAGGAGAGCAGUCUUGUCUUUUGGCCCUGGCGUCAGCUUGCACAUGGGUUCUCUUCCUCUUGAGCAUUGAUUCUCUAGCUACAGAAAGAAAAAGAGGCAUGCCCCACACACCCUAGAGUGUGGCAUAGCCCCACAGAGCACUGCCUACGUGAAGUCUGUAACUGUGUCUCGGUAGCACGGCGCCUAAGCAAGGAAGGUAUUCCGCUGCUUCCUAACUGCACCUGCAGACGAUGCACCAACUCAUUCCUGGGGAAGGAAAUACCUCAGCAAAACCCUCUGAGGAACAGGGGUUGGGUUCUCUGACCAUGUAGACCGAGACGGGUAGCCGAAUGAGUUGAGGAAGCCUCUGAACCCCUUUCUUCUUGGCCUCAGCCAGCUGGCACAAGUGACUAGAGGAACGGAGACGCAGGGCAGGAUUGACUAACGUCCCAUUUGCCAUGAGAAAGCACCAGAUUACCGCCGGCUAAAAAUGCACCUUUGUGACCCUGCCUAGUCCAAGAGAUAGAACAGGACUUACGGAUUUCACAGGGUUACCACCCUACAAGGAAGCAGCUUCCCCUCCCCAGAGUCCUGCCAGGGUUCUGCCCUCGAGCUUAGUCCUCACACAUGCACUUUUGCCAGCGAGAACCACCUACCACCGUCUUGUUAUCAAAGCGCCAAGGCAAAUUAGCUCUCGGUCUCCUAGGCAAAGCGGUUGGUGGCUGUUUCAUCCCCCCUUAAGUAAGUAUUUCUGUGCCGAUGUUUACAGCUGAACAGUUGGUGCCGAUGUCGCUGCAAAUUAGCAAAAUUGGCACUGGGUGGAAAGAGUGCCAGAGGAGGAGGGAGGGGAAGGAGGCAAGAAUUCACAGCGAGGGAACGGCUCGAAACUAAAUGAAGAACAAAGCUGCUGAUUAUGGUCUGCUACACAUCGCCGUUUGAGGCCGAAAUUAAGCGGUGGCUCGUUCACAUGUGCAAAAGCACCAGUUUGUGGCACACGCAGUGAAAGACAUUUCUCGCCCAAAAGGAUAAUUUGAUGCAGCAACCUGUGUACACUCCUAGAGGGGCACUGCAGCAUACCUUACACCCCACAUGGACCCCGGUAUAUGGGGUGCACCUUAUGGAUUGGGCUUGCCAAUUCAGGGGGCCCCAUGUCAAACCAUUUGCUCUGGGAGACCAUUCUCCCCACCACCACACUGAAAAAAGCCAUGUGAGAGUAGGCUUCUGAAAGCUGUGGGAUGGCAAUGCUCCAAGAUGUGCUUGAACCUAGCUAGACAACAUCCUCAACCAGUUGGAACAUCUCUGCCCUGAUGAGACAUUCAGUUCACUCAAGCAACUUCUCGUCAGGAACACAGAGAAGAGGGCCCAGUGAUUCAGAUAUUGCAGGCAGAGCGAGAUCAUCCCUGAGAAUCUUACGGGGAAGAUCUUUGCCAGUUAGAAAACGAGGUCCCCCAAACCAUCUUCACAGGCAACUGCUGUUCUGGUAAAUAUUUGGUCCCCACGUCUUAUGACUAGAUUAAAAAGGAAACCCUAAUAGGUUUUAAAGAUGAGGUGCUGGGAUUCUUGGAAAUCUGGUUUUCCAAAUUUAGGAGCAUAGGAAACUGCCAUAUACUGAGUCAGACCAUUGGUCUAUCUAGCUCAGGAUUGUCUUCACAGACUGGCAGUGGCUUCUCCAAGGUUGCAGGCAGGAAUAUCUCUCAGCCCUAUCUUGGAGAUGCUGCCAGGGAGGGAACUGGGAACCUUCUGCUCUUCUCAGAGCAGCUUCAUCCCCUUAAGGGGAAGAUCUUCCAUUGCUCACACAUCAAGUCUCCCAUUCAGAUGCAACCAGGGCAGACCCUGCUUAGCUAUGGGGACAAGUCCUGCUUGCUUCCACAAGACCAGCUCUCCUCUCCUAAAUUGCAGACUAGGUUAGACAGUGCCAUCGCAAGCAUCUUGCUUCAGGCUAGGAUUAUGCUUUGCAGAAUUCAGAAGCACUCAUGACAGGCCUAUCCAGAAAGGUUAGAAUGGUCCAAGGUACCACACAAAAAGGGGCAAAGCAGCUUCUGAAUCCCAUCUAUUUCUGCCAGCUCUCGCGACUUCCUCCUCGCCUUUCUCAGCUUUCCCCCAUCCCCUGAUGCUCAGACCGUGCUAACUGUGUGUACAUAUAUAUUAUAAAUAUAUGUAUAUUACAUAUUAUAUUGAGUGUUUCCUUAUUGUUGGUUUUAGUGUUAACUUAUUCUUUUUUUGUCAAGUGGACCAAAAAAAAAAAAAAAAGCGAACAGGAAUUGUAAUGCAGUAUUCGUUUCUAACUUAACAUUUUUUGAUUAAAGAAGUAUUUAAAAACAGGAAAAAAAUAGUAUAUUUCAAUGCAUAGCAGGCUUUGACAGAACUUAUGGAAGUAUCUUAUGCAAGUUAGCACCUCAUUCCACAGACAAUAUUUUAAUUAUAUUAAUAUUUAUAUACCGCUUUUCAACACGAAUUCCCAAAGCAGUUUACAUAGAGAAAUAAAAAUAAAGAUGGAUCCCUGUCCUGAAAGGGCUCGCUAUCUAAAAAGAAUCUGAAGACAGACACCACCACCAGCCGCCGCUGGAGGGAUGCUGUGCUGGACCUACAACUGCAAGUUUACUAUAUGACCAAUCCUACUAAAACCCCAGGGCUAGCACUGUGGCUGGGGGUGAUGGGAGUUGUAGUUCAGCAACAGCUGGAGAGCCAAGGCUGCCUAGCUCUGUUCUAAGGCCAUCUUGGUAUUUACUCUUCUUCCCCAGCACCCACAGCAAGUAAAAAACUGGCUGAGCCAAGCUGGCUGGCUGGUAGUCACCCUUGAUCCUGUUUUGACCCUAACCGGCAACUCAGAAAACAAGGGAUGGCUCCCCCCACCCUGCCCCGGGGUGCUCAGCUCCCCCGCCUUGCCGCCCUUGGCUGCCAAUCAUCAAGCCCGCCCACCACGGUAGCUGUGUGCCAGUGACACACGAAUCCAGCCUCCCACGAAUCGUUUUGCAGCCUUCCCAAGCUCGCCCAAUCGUCCAGAUGGACUGAACUCUGCCAGCUUCAAUCAUGAAUCCUGGCUAAAGAAACAAAAUGGCACCCAUCUUGGCAGCAAGAACUGGUCUGUUGUCCUACGUGCUGAACGGAGCCACAAGUCAUUUGCGUGUUCUCGAAGUGCACGGGGGUGUGCCUGACUGUACUGGAUCGUGGCCAUGACACAGCUCCAAGCCCACUGCCAGUCAACGGCAUGGAUUUUUCAAGCACCGUGAGUUGAAGGCUCGGGUGCCUGGUACAACUGUGCCAUUUCCCCCCGUGCCUCGUAGCGCCCACCAUCCAGCAACUGAGCCAGAGUUUUCUGCCCCUGCCAAUUUCAAACUCUGAAAUCUCAUGACUAGCAAGGAAGCUGCAAGCAACCGAGCCCCAACCCUCCUUAUUCUGCAAGGGGGGACCACACACACACACACACACACACCUUGUUCCCACGCUCUUCUGCAAGUCGUGCAUUUCAUACACCUUCCAGACCAAUAUUUCUUUAAUCAAAAUUUGUCAUCACUGGGGGGGGGGACGAUCCUUUUAAACACACACACACACACACACACACACAGUUGAAGUUAGCUCCUACUUUGCUUCAUUUCCCCCUCUCCUCCCCUCUCUCCCCCAAAUGUAAAGACAGUGAUUGUGCUAAUAAUGGAAAUUAAAAGUUGAAGGUAUUGUCUAUA
Molecule: messenger RNA, 7771 nt
Organism: Hemicordylus capensis (graceful crag lizard)
Lineage: Eukaryota; Metazoa; Chordata; Lepidosauria; Squamata; Cordylidae
Gene: PEA15
Product: proliferation and apoptosis adaptor protein 15
Exons: 4
Coding region: 227-619 (130 amino acids)
Biological process (GO): MAPK cascade; regulation of apoptotic process
Molecular function (GO): protein binding
Source: RefSeq, a predicted model, not a curated record